This is a messenger RNA of Hibiscus syriacus, 3091 nucleotides long. Its product is annotated as glycine dehydrogenase (decarboxylating), mitochondrial-like. Gene Ontology annotation, cellular component: chloroplast envelope; apoplast; glycine cleavage complex. Bases 229 to 2973 code for a protein of 914 amino acids. NCBI's taxonomy places the organism in Eukaryota, Viridiplantae, Streptophyta, Magnoliopsida, Malvales, Malvaceae. Gene Ontology annotation, biological process: glycine decarboxylation via glycine cleavage system. The transcript is spliced from 14 exons. The record is from RefSeq and is a predicted model, not a curated record. Gene Ontology annotation, molecular function: pyridoxal phosphate binding; glycine binding; glycine dehydrogenase (decarboxylating) activity.
CCACUUCCCCAUUCUCAUUCAUGAAAUAAAACUUAAAACUUAAAGCUUUAAGUUUAUUUUUGUUCUUUUCUCAACAACCCCAAGUUUCUUUUAUUUGUUCUUCCUUGCAUUUCCAUUACCAGGACUCUUUCAUGGAUAGGGCAAGGAGGUUGGCUAACGGGGCAAUCCUGAAACGCUUGGUGAAUGAAGCCAAGCAAUCACACAAUGGUGAAAUGAGCUGUAGAUCACAUGUUUUGUAUAACCGAGAGCCAAAUGAUUGCACACAUGAAAGAUUUGGAAUCAAAGAACAAGGUUUUCAAGUCUUUCAUUGGGAUGGGUUAUUAUAACACUCAUGUUCCUCCUGUGAUCUUGAGAAACAUAAUGGAGAAUCCAGCUUGGUACACUCAAUACACUCCUUGCCAAGCUGAGAUAUCUCAAGGGAGGCUUGAGUCUUUGCUUAAUUACCAGACUAUGAUUACCAAUCUCACCGGUUUGCCUAUGUCGAAUGCUUCGCUGCUCGAUGAGGGAACUGCCGCUGCUGAGGCUAUGGCCAUGUGUAACAAUAUACUGAAAGGAAAGAAAAAGACUUUCAUCAUUGCUAAUAAUUGUCACCCUCAGACAAUCGAGAUUUGUAAGACUAGAGCCGAUGGUUUUGAUCUUAAAGUGGUUACUGCAGAUCUUAAGGAUAUUGAUUACAGUUCUGGUGAUGUUUUUGGGGUUUUGGUUCAGUAUCCUGGUACCGAGGGCGAGGUUUUGGACUAUGGGGAGUUUGUUAAGAAUGAUCAUGCUCAGGGUGUUAAGGUUGUCAUGGCAACCGAUUUGUUGGCAUUGACAGUGUUGAAGCCCCCAGGUGAACUUGGAGCAGAAAUUGUUGUUGGCUCGGCACAGAGGUUUGGUGUGCCGAUGGGGUACGGUGGCCCUCAUGCUGCAUUUUUGGCUUCUUCCCAAGAGUAUGAGAGGUUGAUGCCGGGAAGAAUCAUCGGUGUUAGUGUUGAUUCUUAUGGGAAGCCUGCUUUGCGUAUGGCAAUGCAAACCAGGGAGCAACAUAUUCGCAGAGAUAAAGCUACCAGUAACAUAUGUACAGCUCAAGCAUUACUAGCAAACAUGGCUGCUAUGUAUGCGAUUUAUCAUGGACCUGAGGGCUUAAAAUCCAUUGCACAUCGUGUUCAUGGUCUUGCUGAGGUGUUUGCUUCGGGACUGAAAAAACUUGGCACCGUGGAAGUCCAGGGCCUUCCCUUCUUUGGUACUGUGAAAGUUACAUGUGCUGAUGCCCACUCAAUUGCUGAUACUGCAUACAAUAGUGGGAUUAACCUUCGGGUUGUUGAUGCCAAAACCAUCACUGUUUCAUUUGAUGAAACAGCGACUUUUUUAGAUGUGGACAAGCUUUUCAAAGUAUUUUCCGGUGGAAAACCAGUCUCAUUCACUGCUGCAUCUCUUGCACCUGAGGCCGAGACUGCACUUCCUUCCGGAACAGAACGACAAAGCCCAUAUCUUACACACCCAAUAUUUAACACGUAUCACACAGAGCACGAGUUGCUUCGAUACAUUCACAGAUUACAGUCUAAGGAUCUUUCACUGUGCCAUAGUAUGAUUCCAUUGGGAUCUUGUACGAUGAAACUAAACGCUACAGUUGAAAUGAUGCCCGUGACUUGGCCUCAUUUCUCCGAUAUACACCCUUUUUCACCUCCAGAGCAGGCUCAGGGUUAUCAGGAAAUGUUCAGUAAUUUGGGUGAACUAUUAUGUACGAUCACCGGCUUUGGCUCGUUCUCUUUGCAACCUAAUGCCGGUGCUGCUGGGGAGUAUGCCGGACUAAUGGUUAUACGUGCAUAUCAUAUGUCAAGGGGCGACCAUCACCGGAAUGUGUGUAUCAUACCAGUUUCGGCACAUGGGACAAAUCCUGCAAGUGCUGCCAUGUGUGGAAUGAAAAUUGUUCCCGUUGGAACAGAUUCCAAGGGUAACAUCAAUGUUGAAGAACUAAGGAAAGCCGCUGAAGCUAACAGGGACAAGUUAUCUGCUCUUAUGGUUACUUAUCCUUCAACACAUGGAGUGUAUGAAGAAGGGAUCGAUGAGAUAUGUAAAAUAAUCCAUGACAAUGGAGGUCAAGUUUACAUGGAUGGGGCUAACAUGAAUGCUCAGGUUGGUUUGACAAGUCCGGGUUUUAUCGGAGCAGAUGUUUGCCAUCUGAAUCUCCACAAAACCUUCUGCAUUCCACAUGGAGGUGGUGGACCUGGCAUGGGACCAAUUGGUGUCGAGAAGCAUCUAGCACCAUUUUUGCCUUCACACCCUGUGGUACCUACGGGAGGUAUCCCAGCACCAGACAAAUCUAACCCUCUUGGUACCAUUUCUGCUGCACCUUGGGGCUCUGCACUUAUUUUGCCGAUAUCGUACACUUACAUAGCCAUGAUGGGAUCUAAGGGUCUCACUGAUGCUUCAAAGAUAGCUAUUCUGAAUGCAAACUACAUGGCUAAACGCUUGGAGAAACACUACCCCGUUCUUUUCCGCGGAUUUAAUGGAACGGUUGCUCAUGAAUUCAUUAUAGACUUGAGAGGUUUUAAGAAUACUGCUGGAAUUGAGCCUGAAGAUGUCGCCAAAUGUCUUAUGGACUACGGAUUCCAUGCUCCUACAAUGUCGUGGCCUGUUCCUGGCACGCUCAUGAUUGAACCUACCGAAAGUGAAAGCAAGGCUGAGCUGGAUCGGUUCUGUGAUGCUCUUAUCUCCAUUAGAGAAGAAAUUGCUGAAAUCGAGAAUGGAAAGGCUGAUAUCCACAACAAUGUUCUCAAGGGAGCCCCUCAUCCACCAUAUGUGCUCAUGGGAGAUGCAUGGACUAAGCCAUACUCUCGGGAACACGCCUCCUUCCCUGCGCCCUGGCUUCGAACUGCUAAAUUCUGGCCUACUACGGGACGUGUUGACAACGUAUACGGCGACCGUAAUGUCAUCUGCACUCUUCUUCCGGUAUCGCAGAUGGUCGAAGAGGAGGCGGCAGCUAAUGCCUAGUCCUCAUCUAUGUUGACGUUGAUCUAUGUUGACAUUGAAACCAACAUCUUUUCAUGUUCAUGUACAGAAACUAUUCCACUAUUUGCAUAUGCUCAUCUAAGCUGUGACUUUCAUUUGA